AUGGUGACAUUCUCCAAGAGACGCAAAGGUCUUUUCAAGAAAACUUUACAACUCGAAUCCAUGACUGGUGCUCGUGUUGCUGCUAUUGUUUUCUCACCCACUGGAAAACCUUACACUUGCGGCGAUGUUAGUUCUGCCAUUGACAGGCACUUUUCUAGUUCUAUAGAUCCAUUAUCUGGUUCUGGUGAUGUUUGUAUAAGCGGCUCGAGAUCAACGACCUCGAGAAACGGUCUCCGGAAUUGGUUAGAAAAUAUCGACGUUGAAGAACUUUUGUUGUUGAAGGAGCAAUUGGAAGGAACAAGAGAGAAACUUGCUUGCAUGGAGGAUUCUGAGUCCUUUCUAGCUUUGUUUAUGUCAUAG
Nicotiana tabacum (common tobacco) is the source of this 360-nucleotide messenger RNA. Its product is annotated as agamous-like MADS-box protein AGL29. The record is from RefSeq and is a predicted model, not a curated record. Gene Ontology annotation, biological process: regulation of transcription by RNA polymerase II. Gene Ontology annotation, molecular function: RNA polymerase II cis-regulatory region sequence-specific DNA binding; protein dimerization activity; DNA-binding transcription factor activity, RNA polymerase II-specific. NCBI's taxonomy places the organism in Eukaryota, Viridiplantae, Streptophyta, Magnoliopsida, Solanales, Solanaceae.